Messenger RNA from Poecilia reticulata (guppy), 1984 nucleotides. NCBI's taxonomy places the organism in Eukaryota, Metazoa, Chordata, Actinopteri, Cyprinodontiformes, Poeciliidae. The record is from RefSeq and is a predicted model, not a curated record.
UUACAAGAGGGUUCAACAGCUGUGGAAGUGCAGAGGUAAAAGUUCCUAGCUGUUCUGUAUGAYCCACCAUCGGAUAUUGAAAUAUGAGUGAAAACCUGGAUUUUUGCGAACCUUUUCAAGACAGCAAGGCUGCAUAUGUGCUCAACAAUGUCGCCGAAGUGGUUGAGAGAGUUCUCAUGUUCAUACCAACCAAAUCGCUUCUGCAGGUCGCCAGUGUGUGCAGAUUGUGGAGGAACUGUGCCCGCAGAGUGCUUCGGACUCAGCAGCAUCUGACCUGGGUGUCCGCCUCUGGACCCUCCACCACAGAGCUUCACUCUUUCUGCAGCAUCCUGGCUGAAGAAGUGGAGCACGUAUAUUCACGCAGCAUGGUUUUCACCUUUUUAACAGUAACUCCGACCGGUUCGUGGACCGGUGCUCCUAAGGAGUACCAGGAAGGGGAGGCAGGCUUUGCAGUCAUGCUCCCCAACACUGAUGGUGUUCACAUCAAGCCGUUUCACUUUUGUAAGAAAACAAUCUCUCUGGAAGCCAUGAAAGAAGCAGGACUGGUUGACAACCCAGAGCUACGUGUAGUGGUGAUGUUCAUCUAUGAAGCGUAUAAAUCUGGAGGAGCACGGUUCCUCAGCCAGAUCUUGGAGCCGCUGACAAACAGCAAGGCUUUAAUUGCAGGAGGGCUGGUGGAAGGCGUCUUCUCUCCGCCCAGAGAAUGCUGCAGCAAGGGAUCGUACGGUGUGAUCGGCCUGGCUCUGAGCGGCCGUAAAGUCCAGGGGGCGUCCGUGCUCCUCGACCAAGACGUCGGCACCGCAAAGGAAGCGGAGGCCACGGUCCGACGGCUAAAGGCAGCCAGGAUUCCUGAGAGAAACACCCUGGGCUUCAUGUUUGCCUGCGUGGGGAGGGGCCAGAACUACUACCACAACCAGCACAACGUGGAGGCCGACGCUUUUCACAAGGUCUUCCCCAAUACGCCGCUGUUUGGUCUGUUUGGCAACGGCGAGAUCGGCUGUGACCGCAUCGUUAAAGACGACUACACCCUCUGCAACUCCGACUCCGACACCUUGCAGCACGAGUACACCACCGUCAUGACCCUGGUCCACUUUGGCUGACYGGGAAGAAGGAGUAAGAGGAAAGAAGUCGACGUGUCAUGCUUCUGUUGUCAACGACGACUUGGAGCAGCAGACAUUAUGUACAAAGUGUCACCCAGGAUAUUGCUCUCUUCAUUUAUGCUGACAAAGCAGGACGAUAAUCCCCUCAGCCAUGAAGGCGUAAUGGCAAAAACCUUUGGAGGUUUUAAGUCUUGGAAACUUUGAGAAGAAAGGAUUUUCCCAGAGUGUACAUACUGACAUCAAAUUCUGCUUGUGUUUAGUAGUAUGUUUAUGUCUUUCACUCCAAUUUCUUCACACAUUCAAGACACAUUCUUCCAUGUGGCUGCACUUUUUUUGUUCAUGGAGGUAAAGAAAUUUGGUUUGUUUUUCCACCACAAAAUCAGGGUAAGCUUUAGCAAGUCUGACACAGUUUUGUGUCACCAGUGUUAGCCUACAGAUUUCUGUUAUUUUAAUUUUUUUUAUAUCCGUUUAAUUCAUCCAGCUGUUAGCUUGGCACGCUGGUCGUAUUAUCUCGGCUUCCGAAGUCUUAGGCUUUUUUCAAGUUUUCUGCUAAAGUCAAGUUGUUGGGGAAAAUGUGUACAAACUGGGAGCUUGGGGAUAACAGUAUUUGGGUUUUUGGAUCAUUACAUGCUAGAUUAUUUGAAAUGAUAAUUUUCCCUGCAUGCCGAAUGUUUAGUUUGGCCGUUUCUUUUUCAUUUUCAGAUACAAGUUGUAGAAAGUGCUCAGCUUUAAAGAUGUCUCUUCAGUGCCUAGAUUCACACUCCUUGAAUCUUUUUACAUYUUGGUAAGUGACGAUGUAUUUAAUUAGGAUUUUAUGUUUAUAGACCAACGAAAGGUCAUAAUAAUUGUGAAUUUGAAGGAAAAUAAAGCAUUUUUCAUUUUCA